Molecule: messenger RNA, 370 nt
Organism: Truncatella angustata
Lineage: Eukaryota; Fungi; Ascomycota; Sordariomycetes; Amphisphaeriales; Sporocadaceae
Exons: 1
Coding region: 4-270 (88 amino acids)
Source: RefSeq, a predicted model, not a curated record
CUAAUGGCUUUGAUUGCUGAACUUACAGAGAUGCCGCCACCGUAUAACGAUGACGCAGAUGAAACCUGGCAACCUAUAACCCUUGUGCUCGCUGGACUGUCCAUUUACACCGAGUCGGACGAUGCAACGCUGUUGUACCAGCUUGACCGCGGCGUUGCCAGUCUCACACAGGCAACGCACAAGGUGGAACUGGAACGCGUGAGCGCACAGUCAAGGCGGCCACCGGCGUGCCAACUGUCAAGUCUCGGGCACGGCACAUAUACGAUCUGAAGUACUUGAAAGACGCACCAGGUGGUCUCGAGUCACUGCCAUCUGACUCACCGCAUUACUUUAUCCAAGCCAUCUCAAAGCGGACUAUCGGUCAUGUGGG